AGUAGGAGCUCCUCUUGUAUGAUUUUGAUUUUCGGUCAUGUUCUUGUUCUUCUUGUAUGAUGAUGUCAAAUUAACCUCCAAGAGGUAAAAGACACGACAACACAACAUAAAAAUGUCGCCGUUCGGCGGCGGGCGCGAGGAGCCGAACGUCCCUUGCGCCAGCGCCACGAAUCAUGGAACCUAUGUCAUAGCAAACUCUUCCGGAUCCAGAUCUUCGUCGCUUGGAGAAGCGGGCUUCUGCUCGGCGUCCUCCUCGUCGCCGGGUCGCAAUUUAGACUGCAUUUCGUCGCAGAUCGACCACAAGACCGAUGAUAAUGGUAUUGUUUGAAGAAGUAGAUGUCAUCCCAAAGCUAAUUUGUGCUGGAUAUUCAUUUUACACGUCGAUGAAAGAUCAAAAUCUACUCCUACAACAGCUCCAAGACAAAGACAGCCGGUUCCUGCCGAACAAACGCUGGGUCCAUCGAGUAACAGACGCAGCCGCAGAGCUGCCGCUCGAGUAGCUCGGACGUCUCGGGCGGCCGCGGCACUGCUCGCCUUGACGGUGCGGGAGCAGAUGGGGCGUUGCUCCGGCGCCCGCUUCAGGCAGUCGCUUGUCCUCGUUGCAGUGACUGCGACUUCGCAGCAGCUAUCAUUUGUAAAAACGACCUCACUCCAGCGUUGCUGCGCUGUGGAUCGAAAUUUCUCAUUACUUUCUUUUUUAUUGUGUUGCCCACAUCACACGCACACCAGAAUUGUUUAUCUUGUCGACUAUGGAAAACGAUAACCAUACUUUACUUAUUGGAGAUGGGGACGCUCUUACAGAGGAUAGCAGGUUUUGGUCUGCGGACGGUACGGACGGUAUCUACGACACACAAAAAACAAGGGAGGAGGUAUGGUGGAAGCGGAAGGCGGAGGCUUUCGGGCAGCACCAGAUCCUGUGGAACAAUCAACUGAUGCCAAUGCCGGUACCUAGAUGUUGUUGUUGAUACUAGGGGAUGAUACUUGAUGCCUCCCAGCAGAAAUCUUUGCUCACCCUGACAAAUUUCUUCCUCAUCAUCUUACUUCAAAAUAGUACUAGAUUUAGAAGAUGCAUAGAAUGCGGCAACCGCAACCUAGUUCUAUAUAACAAGAAUAACUGUCGAGUAGCUAAGAAUUUUCAAAAUCAUUAGCUAGCUUUCAAAAAAGCAUGCUGUAAAUACCACCUCUUCAGGUGCGGAAUAGAUAUUUAAUUAGCUAGUAGGAAUGCUGUCACGGAUGCGUCAACGCAUCCGUGACAGCAUUCAGGCUAGCUAGUUCAUCGUGCUAAUAGCACCGUAAAUAGAAUGCAAACAAGUAGCUAUUUUUGAUAGCUAGCGAAUGAUUUUGAAAAUAGCUAGCUACUCGACAGCUAUUCUCGUUAUAUUCUACUACUUCAAUUUCUAUUCUACUACUAUUUCUCAUCUCUCAACAGGGGCCGGAGCGUCUUGGGCGAGUAGUCUCUACACAACGUUUUUCGGGACUUCAGGGGAAACGAUCACAACGCCGGCGAACGAAAGUGAGAUGGGGAAGGACGGGCCUGCGGCUGCUGCGUUCCAACAAAAGAUAGGACCCGAAGGAACGAUGAGAGUAGUAAAAUGCCAAUUUUACAUGUGUGCCUAGGAACAAAGCAACUGCCUCUUCAAGGGAAAUUCGAGCUCAAGAAUUAUUCUGUUUUAUUUCAGUUUUAUCUUCUCUUUGUUUCAACAUGAUGAACAACAGUGGCAUACAAAAACAGGAGCCCGAGACUACUGCUGCAACGAAUUUCAUUCAAAUCCACGAACAAGCGGAUUUAGGCGUAACCUCGGGCAAGUCCGGCAAGAAGACCACUGCUGAUGCAAGUACGGACAUUGACAUGGGUGGACCAGAAAAAACCCUGAAAACGACGUCUGGUGAUGCCAUGGAGCCACGUCAGGAGUCGAAAGGAUUGAAGGCAGUUGAGAUGAAGGACGCCGAGCAAGAAGCCAAGUCCAAGGGACAAGAGGAGGUAUAUGUGGUUCUUUGCGGUUGUUCGUGGUAAGAAAAGACAUACAUUCGCCAGGUACUCUGCUCCUAUGUGUGUCUCUCUCGCUUGAUCUUGAAGAACACUUUACUAUAUAUUUUUCUGUUCUGAUUGUUGACUGAGCGAGACCGAGACCGACUUGAGCGCAUAUCAAUCACAACACACAGGUCAGCGCAACUGCGACGAACUUCGUUCAAAUCAACCGAGCUGACUCAGCCAUACCCACAGCAUCGGAUGGAACAUCCGACAAGGCGAUUGCAGCUGGCGCAGCUAGUACUGGUGCAAAAACAAGUUCAGAGGAAAUUCCCGACAAGGCGGACAUAAAAACAAGCCAGGAAGACUCGAAGCAUUUGAGUGGUGUUAAAAAGGAUGCCGAGAAACGCAUCAAGGACGACGAGAAGCGGGUACUUACUUGUUUCUUUUCUCUGCCCCUAGCAGAUCUCAUUUCCUUCAGUAAAGGAGUUGCAUCUGCCGGAUUCGUGGUCGUGGUUUCCAUGUGCCACAACAAGGAAGGAGCAAAGUUGCAUUUCCAUUUGCAAUUCAAUUUCUCAAACGUACUAAAUCCCCAAACAGAGUCCGGCAUCCGCAUUGUCCCGAGCGGAGGAACCAAUCCCGGGCGAAGAGGUCAAUAAUAGUAAUGCCGCCGAGAAGAAUACGCAAGUCAGGAGCCCACAAAAAACCGCACCGACAAUAGCUACUUCAAUGAUUGCGGAGGAAGAUAACGGCGUGAGGAAAGCUGUGCGAGAGUACGUCAGAUCAGAACCGGAAAACAAAAACAAAUAUUCAAAACCACAGACCACAUCAAAGGCUACGGAAAUGAAAGAAGCAGAGAAAAGCUCCUCCGAUCUUGACUUGGACUCAAACGAAAACUCUGCUGCUCCACCAUCUUCUUCGAUGGACAGAGGCGACGCAUCUUCAAAGUCGUCAGGCAAUCAGAACACCUGGCUGUCGAAAAAGCGAAAGAAGGCACAGCAGCAUAAAUUGGCAGUACCAACUGACAGGGACGAAGAGAGUGCUACGCAGUCACGCACUGGCACUUCCGCGAACAUGAAUGAUGGCGAGGAUGAUGGCAAUGGCUCAUCGAAACUGGAAUUGCAGCAGAACAGAGGGCAAGGAGCCCCUAAACAAGAUGGGCGGAAAGGAGAGGACUUGACUGUCGUCAUGUCCCAGGAGAAAACUGCAGCGGCGGGUAGUAAACAUCACGGAUCGACAUCAUCCACAUCGCUGAAACAAAAGACGGCGCAAGGGGGAGUAAAAGUGGAGACGGGCACUCCCGGCUUCGCCACGGCAAUACAACUUGAGCGACAUGAAUUAGCUGCAGUAGAAACAAAAAACGCAAUCGCGCAACACUCGCUCUUGACCCCAUCUACUUCUCCAUCACUCGCGUCAGCAUCUUCUGCUUCUGCCUUAGAAGCAAAUAACGACAAUCCACUAGACCCAACCGACGAGGAGUGGAUGUUAGGUGCCUGGAUCCUACCAUUGGCCCUACACACAGUCUACCCCAGAGAAAAGCACUAGCACACCCAUACCAGGUGCGCACCUUGCACGCACAUAGCCCCUCCGUUAUCUACGUCUUUUAGUUGUAGCCGGAAAACGGUGCUUCUAUCUACUAAAACUGACGCAUGUCUUUCGUACUUUCCAGCUGCCUUCUUAUAUAUUCUUUUCGUACUUUCCAGCUGCCUUUCUGCAUAAACAGCGACGACACGAGCAGCAUGGCAAAACACAAGAACACGCGCCGGCGCGCGAAGUUUUUGCAAUGGACCAACGAAGCGGUCGCGCGAUUGCUUCAGUUCGCUGAAGCAGGGAAAAAGAAGGCCGCCCGCAUCCUGCGCCUCGUUGAGGCCGAACAGCGCGAACCGGAGGCCCUUCGGGAACUCCAAAACAGCGCCGCCGACACGAGCAACGCGGACGACAAAAGCCAGGGGGUUGUGUACGUAGUAUACGACAGCUCUUGGCGGUUCCACAUUGGGUCGACCCUCCGUCACCCGGUAGAGCGAUGGACCGAGCACCAUGAGAACUGGAAAAAACGCGCCAAGUUCAAUGGGGCCCGCCGUUUGUUCUUCCUGGUGAUCCGAAUCGGCCUGAUCGCGGGCAUGCGCGCGGUAGAGGGCCGCCUCAUCUCCUCACGUUCUUUCACCCACGAUGGAGAACAAGGCGCGCAACUACAGCGCCGCUGAGAUCCCUCUCGUCCACGAAACAGCAGGAAACAACAACGACGCCACCAGCUGCCCCGGGCCGACCGCCAAGAGGAGGAGGCGGCGGCCCAGAAACAGAACGAUGACACAGCACCAACAACAGCGAGAACAACAACUGCGACAAGCCGACGCAGUCAGCACCAGCAAGCUACAUUUUAGAGCUUAGAAAAACGAUGCGACACCAGGCCCAACAGGAAACGCGCGCGAGCACGUACAGCGAGGCGCAUGACCUGCUGCGUAAAAAACAGCAUGUCACCGCGCCCGUCAACAUCUACGACCCCGACUCUUGCAUAUUGCUAGUCAAGUGGCUGUGUGUUCGGGACAGGGUCAGAAAAGGAGAGCGCCCGCAUGGCCUAGAUAUCGUCUACCUAUGAUACCACGCGCGCGGACGAAUGCGAUUCCCGGAGUAUGAGGCGCUGCGGCUUGUUUCGAAUAACCUUUCGAACAGGCUGCGCAUGCGAGUGCGCCGGAGGAUCAAGCUUGUGACGAACUUGGCCGGAGUCCCAAACAGCGAAAGCGUGGGAUUGUAUUGGCGGCAUCCGUUUGAGCUUACAGCGUUGCGCCGAGCACUCGGGGCGGCGUUGUCUUGCUCUUCGUAUGGGUGCCAGAGGUUCAUGAAGAAAUCGGCAACGCUCAUCCGGCUCCAGCGGCCAAGGCUGCGGGCCAUGUUGCUCGCGUCCGUACAAGCAGCCACGGGCGCCCGCGUAAAAGGCGUGGAGCCCCGGGAGCCCCGCUACGAGUUAAUCCGGCACAACACGAGCGGCGUCUUGAGCGCCCCACUACCAGCGAUCGACCUCGCAUUUGUAAGCGACCAGCUGAAAAAGCUCAAAAAUGUGCGCAAACGGAGAAUAGCAAAAAUCAGCCGCAAUCAGCUCAACGACCUGCAGGCCGCUGAGGUCCUAGGCCACGGACGCAAGGACUUCGAGUGGCUCUGCAAGCACCGCGCACCAAAAGGGGUGACCCCCAUCGUCGCCGACAAGCCUCGGGACAACUUCUUCACCGCGCCAAUUGAAGAGCUCCGGAGCAUUUUGAUACUGGCCGCGCGCGCUGAUGUGGUAUGUUGAAGUAAAAGAAGAGCGACCCGCGAUCUUACAAAAGAUCAGCAACACCAUCACAGCCAUGCCCAUACCGCUCCAGCCACUAAAGGAGCUGCCCUACUUCUACCCAUCGCUAAAGUCGCAGCGCAUUGAAGACGGCCGACUAAAAUGCGCCAAGUCGCUGGAUUCGGGCCACAGCCAUUGGAGAAAAAUAAUCUCCAUGGUCUCGGCCGUCAAGGGUCCGAACAAGCGGCGGCUACGACAAAUCAACGGGGAAACCAUGGACAUGGUCGACAGACACCUACACCAUUCCGAGUUGAACGACUUAGCGAAAGCCAAAGACCGAGUGUUGGAAGCGUUCCGCGACCUAAAAAAGCAGGCCGCAAAAAUGGGAGCGGAGCACAGUCCAGCAGUCUGCACAUGUUGCGGACGACAAAAAGAGCCCGUAGCGCUACGCGUCGAGGACGCCGCGUCCUUCUUCGAGCGGAUUCCGCGUGACGUCUUCCACGGCCAUUGCGAGUAUCUGCUAAGCCACGCCGAAGAGGACAAGGCCAAAAGAUUUCCCAAGAAGAGCCCGGCCGACGUGCUGGGAACUUUGGAGGAGGCCACCAGCGCCCUCCGCUACUUCGCCACCGGAUCCGAUGCAGUUUUUGCGUUGCCCGAAGGCAUGGGAAGUCCCAUAGGCGCCUACAGUUCCAAAGUCGUCGCCAGCGUCGCCCUGUGUGUCGACGAAGAUCGCCACCACCGCGCCAGCCGCAAGAGCAAGGGCAUCACGAUCCGCGUUCGCUAUGUGGGCGAUGUCCUGAGCAUUAGCUUCAGCCUCAGCCUCUGUCUAUCGAAGGAGGCGCGGGAGGUGUACCGUGUUCCGUUCGAAAACGAAGGCAAAUCCUCUGCGCGCACCAACUGGCUAGAUCUACUGAUCGAGAUAACGAGUGACGGCAGCACCCGCAUCACCAACGCACAAAAGCCCACGGCCCUGCGCGUGCCGGCAAAGUUCGACUUUGAGUAUGGCCGCUCGUGUUUCGUCGCGUGGUGACCAGGUUGGUACAAACCAACGGAGCGACGGCCGACGCACUACAGCAGCUGGCGAGAGAAGUGCCGCACUGGUUUCGCAACUACCCACCCAAAACCCUGAGGCGUUAUCUACUAGCUUCAGUCGAGUUGAAAGCAAAUCCUUCUGCACAGUUCAUCAUCAACGCGCUUACCAUUUUGCAAAAGAUGGGGGGCCCGGGCAAGGGAAGCAACAAGCAGGGAGGCGGGGGCAACAACAACUAGCAUGACAGCGACGCCUUCACUCUACAAGAAAGCGACGUGAAAGACGCCCGCGGCCGCAUCCAGUUCGAAGAAUGGAAGGAGGAGAAGAAGCAGGCAGAACAGGAGAAACAAGCCCAGCAGAAAUGGGAGCAGAUUACGCAGCACACGCAGACCGGAACUUUGGCAGCGGUUGCUGCCACGACCGGAAAGCCCAUCCCGCACAUCAACUUGCGCGGAUCGACGACGAGCAAUUCUAUUGCCCCCGCCUGAAGCCACCACUCCACACCAACAACAGCGAAGCCGCGGACGUGAGGGCCGCGAUGAUGAAAAAGCUUGACUCCCUCGAGCAACAAACUUCCGAUGAGCGGACAGAGCGGGUCAAGCUUGCUUCCCGCAUGGACGCCAGUGAGUCCGUGACGACGCAGCUCAUGGACAGAAUGGGGAAGGUCUUGGACAAGUGUGAAAACGGCAACAACUCGACAGGGGCGAGCAUCCCGAACAACAAACCACCAGCCAGCCCGCUGAUCCCGCCGGGACAGCAACAACAGCAGCAACAGCAGCAGCAGCGCUUCUGCAGUCACCACGUCGACGAUUUUGCUGACAAGGAGAACACGCGCGCGAUCAUCCCGCCCGACAUCGCCGACGACAUCGACUGGGAUGAAAAUGACUUGACUGCGGAGGCGAAGCGGAACACCUUACCACUGGCGGAGUUGAAGGCCAUGCGCAGCCUCAUGCCGCAAGCCAAAAACGACGAGACGCGCGACCGCCUGGCCGCCGAGGGCCGGGAGAACGAGGCCAGCUUCGGCGUGAACAGCAGGGCCGGCUACGUCAGCUUCUUCCUCGAGGCCUACCGGGUUGCGUAACCGGAUUAGCAACGUCGUGGCGUAUUUCAGCUACAAAAACCCUCGCCAUCUUGUCGCGCCAGGCAGCCCAGUAGCAUGCGCGCAGUUUUGUGACGAACCAAAAACCACAGCAGAACUGACCGAGGGGAUUUGCGAGAGGCAGCCUUCUUUCCACCCGCCCGGGAUCUGGGGUUUCUUGGAUUUGAGCGCAGCAGUUUCGAAUUUAAAAAACCGGACUUGAAAGCAGGAGGAGAUGAUGGCGAGAAGAGGAGAAGCGCAGCGCACCGAUGCCAAAGCGCGUCGCAUUUAGGGACAAGAUAAGUUGUAGUGUUGUUGUUCGCUGCACAGCCACCGGGUCCAGAAAAGCAGUCACCUUGCGACGUUCUAAAAAAAUCGACAAAUUUCUUCCUUUAAGGAUCUGAGCAUGCCAAGAUACGUCGGCCCAAAGUGAAAUCGUAGACGCAGGCAAGGAUACAAAGUAAGACUGAAACACUUCUGGCGCGCCUUUGCUAAUUCGUGGCCGGCGCAAGAAUUGGCUACAGACGGCUCUGCUUGUGUUCACUCCCUAGCUAGUUCCUGAGGUCGCGUAUGCUUUUUGUAUCGGGGCAGGCAGCACAACUUUCACAGCGAAAGCUGAGGCGAGUUAGCGCACGCCGCCUCCCCUUUGCGAGUACCCCAAGGCCUGUAGAGUAGCUACUUAGAUGGAAACAACACGACCGAGCCACUUGCCCGCAGAAAGGGCGUGGCUCCGCUGCAAGUUUUUGAAAAGACCCAUCCGCCCCCUCCCUUUCAAAAGUUGCAAAGGGUUGGGCUUCCUUCAGGUGACGAGAUUCGCUGUUGUUGUUAGUUCGUCGCUAGAUAGCUAGAGUGCCGGCCAGGACUGCAUCGCCCCGCAAAGGUGGUGGCUGAGUGGGCAGAGCCACUUGCAUCCUUGCGCUGGUUCGAUCAGAAUGCGAGUUGGCGAAUUUGCGAUCUAGAUCUCCGCCGUCGAUCCACAUUUCGCGCACGACGCGGGCCUGCGUAGGCGAUACCGCCUCGCCGAGCUCUAUAUCAUUGGACAGCGUCCGUCUCAGGCUCUGCACGUUGCGCCCUGGGGCAAUCUUUGUCAAAUGAUAGCAGUCGGAGACUUCAUCUCGUCUUCGCGUCUCUAUUUGUUUUGCACGACAUUACGAUGCGCGCACGCUUGCUAAACCAAAAAAUCUCCGAUGUCUGUGAAAAACAAAGCUGCAACAUCGCACGGAAAGAUAGGGCUUUGAAGUUUUGGCGCGAUGAAGCUGUAGAAAGAUCUGCCGCUUAAAGACGCCCACGGUAGGGCAGUACAUCAAACGACAACGAUGUAGAUUGAACCGCUGCGAAAGCUCUCAACGUCUUCACAGCAGCACAACCAGGAAAACCAAAAAAGCAAAAGUCACGCCCUUCCUUCUUUCGACUGCAGAUGCAUUUUUUCUUCUAUUUGCGGCGUUGUUCGGGAAUCAAAAACCAUCUGCCAGCGAUUCGCUAAGAUCCUAACACUGUCGCACAUUGAUACUCUGCAUCAAAUGCACUUGGGUUGUUGUUUGGAAAAAGUAAAAACAAAGCGUCGCGCCGACACAAGUGGGCUGCACCAGCGUGCUCUAGAAUAAAAGGCAUGGCUAGUCCGUAAGUAUCGGAACAAGAAAGCAAUCCCAAGCACGGGCCGCGCUAUGUGUGAGUGCGAAGUGAGAGAAUUGCACGAGCGAGCGAAGACUUGGCCUCGGUCUGCCAAAAGUCGAAAAGUUAACAGGAGCGCGGUGCGAACUAAUAAAACAGCCGCACUCCUUUAGGAUAGGAAGAAGCUGGCCUAUCUUGGCGCGAUUUCUGAACACCACCCGGGGGCCCUACCAGAGGCCCUACGCAGCGCGAUCCGGAAUAACCUGGAAGCGGACACGAAUGAGGAGGAGGAGCAAAAGCAGGAGCAGCGGAAGCGCGCCGCGGUCGUGCCGGACAGCAGCGCGCCAGAAAAACUAGCGCCGUGGGUGAACUUGGGCUAGGAGGUGCAAAAUUUCAGCGAGGAGCACGCAGAGACACGUACCUCAGGGACUAGCGCCGGCCACAGCCCUGGACCCCGGGGCCGAGUUGCGGCUGGCAUGGACAAAGGGAGGCAAGGUCAAGAGGUGGAGGCGUGCUCUAAUAUGAUACGCCCCCACCUCAGGUGGCUCCUUCGUAGCAUGGUCGUGCUAUGGCCUAGUAGCUAGCACAGAGCUGCUCGCGGUGGCGGGUUCCUGCUUCACUGCAGAAAAGGCGGCUUCGAUUGCGCAAAAGAUUGCACUCACUGCAAAACAGAUGGCCUCCAUCGCAAAGAAGGCUGCCUCCACUGCAAAAAAGAUUGGCCUCCACUGCAAAAAAAGACUCGCCCCACUGCAAAAAAGAUGGGAAAGGGGUAUCGUGGGGGCGUGGUGGGCAGGCCGUUCGCCGUUACUCUUUCUGAAAUCCGCCAACCGCUACUCUUUCUCCCAUCCGUUACUCUUUGAAGGCACCACUUUCCUGCAGUCCGUUCCAUUUUUUCUUCAGUCGGGCAACACUUUUCUGCAGUCGCUGCCUUCAGCGUCGUCUUUUUUUCAGUGCAACUGCAAACAAGUUUAGCGCCCGACCUUUUCGGACACGCCGUUCGGAGGUGCUUUUCCUGCGUGCGACAAAAAAUUUCAUAAUUUGCGACAAAACAUCCUAAAAAAUUAGAAAAAAAUCGGAAUUGUUGCGUCGCAACGAAAUCGCUCCCGUUUUGCGCUAUGUGCAAGAAUUCUGCCACUUUUUUGCAGGCCUCGGGCAUUUUUUUUGCAGGGUGGGCGUGUCGCAAGGAUCGGGAUUAUUUGGCGCAAGAUCUGGCGCCACAUCUGACGCAUGGAGCAACUCGGGCGCCGGCGUUGUGCGCCGCUGUUGGAGCCUGACGGCGGCGGCCGCUUGGGUGAUUUGAACGUGGCCCGCGUUUGUGCUUCCCCGAGGGCCGGGGGCCGAUCUGAAUCUUUGUUGCCCAUUUGCGUGGCGGCGCGUCCGCGGGCCAACCCGGAGCCAAAGGCCGGGCGCCGGUUGGGCUUCUGUGCGCCCGCCUUUUUUGCCCCCGGAAGCCUGGCCCCCGGCGGCCCGCGGUUGCCCGCCUGGCACACGACCGCGACAUGGGUGGUCGGCGGGCUUGUGUGCCUUCGGUUUUGCCUCGGUUUCUUUUCGUUUUGGCCAAUUUACUUCUUUCCUUUUUUUUCCAAAAUUAAAAAGCGGAAGCGUUGUUUUUUGUUUUCCGGACCCACUUGGGCCCGAUCCCCUCCCGUUGACCGACCGCGACCUGCCACGCCAGGGGUCGGGCCGCGAAAGCAUAACUUCUGUGCGCUAUUUUUCUACAGACGCCGCAAAUGGCCCAGCUUUGCUAUGUUUCUCUAGGCCCUCAGUUAUAAUGAAGCUGCCGCGCCGCUGUGCCAACGAACACGCCGGCGCGGGCGCAACGUAUGCCCACUGCGUUCAGGCUUGGCGAGUUAGUUCGACUCUUGUCUCGCUACAAGACGACUUGCGGUGGCCCGUGCGCCCUGCAUACACGCAGCGGGGAGCAGUAAUCUUACUAGUAAUAGUGUAGCUUGUGUUGUGGUGGAGGAUAAUGCUGCUCAGCAGAGCCCGAGUCUGUCGAGCACAAGGGCGCAUAUUUGGCACAAGUUUUAGGCGCUAGGCCACUUGUCACACCGCGCGCACCCGUGCCAACCCGUAGACCACUCUCUCAGUCGGAGGGCCCCGGGGCCAUUUUGGGCGCUAAAACAUUGCUAAACUUUGCGCGAUUUUUAAAAAACCCGGAAGCCGGCGCGUGACGAAGGGCGCCGCCUUUUCCAAGCCGGCCCCGUUUGGGCAUUGGUGGCGGGUGGUUGCCUGCCCCGCCCCGGUAGCUGCGCGCAGGGGGCCCGCGUAAUAUUUCGCGCGCUCUCGGGCCGCCUCCCCUCCGCCCCCGAGAGGCUUCGCGCGGGGCCGCGUUGGUUUUCGGGUUUCGCUGAUUUUCCGCAGCCGCGAAUUCCUUGCGUUGUCCGUUUCCUUUGUGGGCCACCGGGGCGCCCGGCCUUGGCAAGCAUCACGCCGGCGGGCGGCCUGGCGAGCGCGGCCCCCCGUGUCUUUCCCGGCUCGGGCCCGAUGGGUGCCCGAUGUCGGUAGGAGGUUGCUCUGCCCCGGGUAUUUGUUGGGUCCCGGCGCCGGGGAUGUUUCGGCCCUUUGGUUAGCAGAAGGCGCGCGACCAGAGUCGCGCAAAAGGUCCGGGCACAAGCAUUGUCGCAUCCUUCGCGAACUGCUAAGACGGCCGCUAAAUCCGGAUCACAGGCGUUUUGGGAAGGAUUUUGCGUUUUCGGCAGUUUUAAGGAAGGUCCCGGGCCCUUCGCGGACCGUACCGCCGCCCUUUUCCAGCAGAAAUUCAGCAGGGUUUUUAGCAGGCAUUUUUAGCACCCAAAUUUAGCAGGAUUUUUAGCAGGGAUUUUUAGCGCCCAAAUUUAGCAGGUUUUUUAGCAGGAUACUUAGCACCCCAAAAAUAGCAGCAUACUUAGCAGCAAAAAUAGCAGGAAUUUUAGCAGGUCCUAAAAUUUGCCGCGUAUUCGGGACCUCGCGGUCGUGUUGUCUGCAAUGGCCGAAAGAAUGCCGGCUAAGGUUUUGCAUCGGGGGCGUGGCUCCUUAAUGAAAAAGGGGCGAGCCGGCUCCUUUGAUUUUGGGGCCGCGGCAGUGGGUUAUCUGGCUCGGGCCGCGGGGUGUGUCGUUCCUUGUGUUGCGCACCCAGUACCGAAACCCGGCGCCCCACCGCGCCCCCGCCGGGCGCCUCUUUUGCCGCCCUAGCGCCGUUCCUUGGGAAGGGUUCUGGCUUGGCACUUUGAAAAAAUAAGACAAAAAAUAGCGCGAAUUUAGCAGGCCCAACCGCCCCGGGCCCUCCGACCGAACUCUCGGUGGCCCGGCCGCCCUGCAAAUACGCGCGCGCCGGGAAGUGGUAGGCCUAUCAGUGUAGUGCUUUGGCGGCGGUGCGUAACACCACCCGAGUCGGGUGCAACUAGUCACAUUUGGCACAAAGCUUUGGCGCUAUGUUACUCGCCACGCACGCCCAUCCCAUACUACACCAGUCGACCGCUUCCAGUGCUUGGGUGGCUUGUCCACAGCAAACAGAUGCCCUAUGGUUAGCUUACGAGAGAGGCGGCGCAGUGGGCAGAGGCUGUCUAUGGAGGCUCCGCCAUCUUUCCCCCUCCGACUAAAGAACAAGAGGCAUUCUGGAACUGGCGGCAUCCACUCGCGGACAGACGCGCCACCGAGGUCCGCCCCACCUGCAGCGUCUUGCCAUAUAGAACAUCAUACAAGAAGAGCAGUCGUCGGCAAUGCCGCGCCUGCUUUUAGUGCUUGCCUGGUGGAAUAGCCGCGCCGCGCCGCUGAGUGAUCGGGAGCGAGGCGGCUUUUGCAGUGUGUGAGCCCGGCGGCUGUUCGCCGGGACAUUGCGCGGCGCGCUGCACCUCCGCACGUCGAGACGGCCGGAGACGCUUUUGGUCUGUGGCCCUCCCGUUUUUUUUGUUUUUCCUUUCCCUGUAAAACCCUACCACCACCCCCACUACUUGCGGCCGCCUUACUCUUUACGGCGGGCCGGACAAACAUCCUGCAGGGCGUUAGCGCGUGGGACGGCUUGAAUCAGAUUAGCUUGCGCGGCGACUCGCGACAGGUAAUUGAUGCGGGUUUCUUUCAUCCGACCGGCCUUGGCGCAGGCUGGCUUGCUAUUAAAAAGCGCGGCGGUAGAUGCGGGGCGUUCUUGUUUUUGGCCUAGAGCGUCGCCCUGUGCCUGGCUUGAACAACAACGACACGAGGGCAGGGCGCAGGGAGGCACGAACAACAUGAGCAGCAUCCGCUCGCAGAUUCCGACCAGAAAAAAGGUAGCCGUGCCAUAUUCAAUCCGGUGGCGCUGCUACAUCGGGGGAGAAGCAUUACGCAUAUGCUGGCAGUUGGGCGGGGGCAAGGCUAGCGCCCUUCUGUAGGGUGUUCGUCGUGUAGUGCCCCGUCGGGUUUAGUACGUAGACCGUCCUCCUCCUCCUUUACAGCCAGCAUAGAACUAAGACGCCCCAAAGUGCAUGGCCAUGCAGACACAUCAGUGAACACGGUGCGCAUGUGUUCGCUGCGCGUGCUUUUCUAUGGGAUAUACAGGCCAAGGAGCCUGAGAAUCGAAUGAGGCGACGCUGAGCAAAUUUCUGUCGACGUUAGUGAAAUUGUCAGACGGCCUUCAAAUCCCUUCGCAAGAAAUUGCGAACUUCUGCAGCGAAUAUGCCCCGUAUGCAAAAGAACAAAACGAACGCGAACUGUGCGACUUGCUUGGCGAUUUCUUUAACAGGAACAGCGCCCCGAUUGACGACGGAACAAAACCAGGCCAAUUGCUUGCUCAGAUGUCUCGCGACGACUGUGGCAAAUUUGCGCAAGUGAUUCUGUCGACCGCGAAGGACUUGAUCGCGCAGAAAAACUGGGGCGCUGAUCUGGUUCAAAUCCAAAGGGGCGUGGAAGAGGAAAAGCGUGCGCUGACUAUGCAGAAAAAGCAGCUGACUACGCAGAGUUAAGCGCUUUGGUGCCUUCGGUGUCAGUUGUCAGUCUUAGCACGAAUUAUCGUGGGCGGUCCUAGUUUUCUGUUGCGCUUCGAUGCUUUCUUUUGAUGGUCUUUAGUGAGCGCCAGCGGUACUAUUUCAUUGGGCCGACAGCCCGCUGAUACAUAAAGAUCAUGGACCACGAUUAUGCUUUUUAUGCAUCACUGGCACUGAACUAAUAUGAUCGGCAUAUCACUUAAUGAAAUUUGAUAUCUCUCGUGCUCGCCACGAUUCGGAUUCAUGACAAGCUUCGCGCUGAAGGGCGCAGUCAAUUCAUAAGUCAAUAGGCCGCCUUGCUCUUGGCCGACAUCAGCAUCCCGAGCGAGGGGCCAGACUUUGCUGGGGUUGCAAGCCAAAAAAGGUCUGCGGAAAAAAAUAAUGGAAAAGUGCUAUCAUUGUAAAUAAAGAAAAAUAGAGAACCUCCCGGAAAAUUUCGUCGCCUCGGCCCCGUCUUCGUUCUUUUUCUUUUUCCCCAACCAACCAAAAUACGUUGACACUCCUUUCAGCCCUAGUCCUGCGCAUAGUCAUACGUCGUCGCGAUCCUUGGAACAAGCACCUCGACCGUAGAGCGCUGCACCGCCUCAGGUCAGAGCGUUGCGUGCCUUUUUUCUAGAUUUGCCUUUGCCUUGCCUUUUCAUUCUCUCUGUGGUAUCUAUCUGGCGCCAAGCAGUUGUGUCUGUUUUGGGCUUUUGAGUGUUUUUUUCUUCGGGAUCGAGGUGGAUAUAGCAAUGCGCAUGUGAAAAUGUUUGCAUCGGCCGAAUGGUCUUCAGAUCUGAUGCAGCUACGUCAGCAGGCUAAGUAGCGACAUUUUCCAUCUGCCACGUUUUCGCUUCGACCCGCUCUCGUCGCGGCCGACGCAGAUAGGGUUUCAGGGUCAGGGGUUCGUUUAAUAGGGUUGCUCUUCCUAUUUUGAUCAUCACAUAAAGUGCCGACGAUGACGCAUGUCCACCUCUGCCCCUCCGUAGAGAGCACGAAACUUCUGGAGGGGCAGUGCUGCUAUUUACCCUUGUUGCUUGUUGUACACAUUCUUCCAUUGGGGCUCGAAAACAAAAAAGCGCAAAGAAUAGCUUGCUCUGCGCCGCCGCCUACUUGGAAGCCAGCGGGCUGGCUGCGCCGACAGAAUAGAGUACCUCCCGAGAAAAAAAAUGCUAGAAGUCCCAGCUGGCAUUUCCGGGGGAAGCCCUCAUAUCCAUGCCUCGCAUGCACCCGCAGACUUUCGCUUCUUACUUUGGAAGUGACUUGCCGUAACAUUGAUCGUUCUUUUUAUUUGUUCGUAGUAGACAAAAACAAAGUGUUGCGCUGCUGGAUUCGCCCGGCAGGGUUGUAAAUUCGCUGCUGCCCCCUCCUAUUAAUACCGCGAACGAGCAAACGCAAGGCAGCGGAGAUGUUCUCUCGCUAAGACAGGGUGCGCGCAGGUAUUACCUUCGCGCCAAGCAUGCUCAGCACCCCCACAAACUCCAUUUGUGGCCGGCGUAUCAGAGUAAGAGAGAGCCCACCGGGGAAAAGAGGGCAGGCUUGGUAAUGCUGAAAAAAACAACAACCGCAAACGUACCCAAUUCUGCGUCUGUAGCAGCUGCUUUGCAAUGCAUAAACAGGGAGAAGCGUCAACGGGACGCAUCGGAAGAAGCUUGGGCGAGCGUGAAAAACGAAAAGUCGUCGUGGAACCAAAACAGGAAACAAUCGGAGAAAGACGACAAACGGCUACAAGAACUGCUGGAAAAACAUGGACGGCUAAAGGAAGCAAAAGAGGCACUGAAACAGGAAAAAGAAGAAGAAGCCCGCCGGGCAAAAAAAACAAAAAGAGGAAGUUAAGAAGCGAACACCAGGGUGGCGGAGCCGCUACCGGAAGAACGUGAGAAUGGCAAAAGUAAAAAAGGUUGCUCCAGGAAAAAACGGUGCGGAGAUUCAAGAAGCUUCAUGAAGCAGAAGGAGCUAAAUAGUUUACGAAGCAGGAUGGGGCGCAUUCCGUAAUAAAAAGUAGAUGAUGAGUAACUCACGUCUUGUACUUGAACUUGUUGCCCUGCACGUUGCAGAGAAUCAGUGCUAUUGCGCAGCUGGCUGGUGAGGAGCAUCUUCAUUUGCGUCAAAUACUAGGAAGAAAAACAACUGCGGCACGUGACGGGGACCCCGAGCCAGCCCCAGAACUCAAGCGUAUUUAUACUCGUCUGAUGUAGACACGAACAUAGUACAAUUACUUUUGUUCAAACCAAAACAGAACCUGUUUCCGUAGCUGACAAGAGAAUUACUGUAUCUGUAAGCGUAUUUUAUACUUCCGUGAAGUAGAUGAGCCUGAACUUCUGCGCAACUAGUUGCAACUUCUGUACGAUCACCAUGAAUACAUCGCCCGAGUGCCAUCACCCCAAAGCAAGACUCAGACUACCAUGUUUCACUCCCAAGUUGUCUCUAAUUCGACUACGAAUGGAUGAAAAAUAAGUGUAAUUAACGCUGCAGCGUCAGCGGUAUGUGAUAAAGAUUGAUUAGUUACCCUGUUGCGUGCGCCGCGCUGGCACCGUGCGCCAACUGCUUUCUGUUCAUGACCCAUCAAAGAACGACAAUGAAUACGGGGCACCAGCGGGUGG
Amoebophrya sp. A120 is the source of this 16472-nucleotide messenger RNA. The record is from the annotation of a GenBank genome assembly. NCBI's taxonomy places the organism in Eukaryota, Dinophyceae, Syndiniales, Amoebophryaceae.